Molecule: messenger RNA, 1470 nt
Organism: Gossypium arboreum
Lineage: Eukaryota; Viridiplantae; Streptophyta; Magnoliopsida; Malvales; Malvaceae
Exons: 12
Coding region: 347-1333 (328 amino acids)
Cellular component (GO): Mis6-Sim4 complex; kinetochore
Source: RefSeq, a predicted model, not a curated record
AAAUAUAUUAUAACUAUUAACAGAAGAAAAUCACUCACGUAACAAAAACACUAUUCUCCAUCAAGCCUUUCCUUUUCCUCCCGCCUCCCCCAAUGUUUUAGCUUGUUAGGGUUUUGUUCCCUUUUACAAAGAAAACAGGAAAGCAAAGCAUUCAGUGUUCGAAUCCGUCUUUCUUGCACCGAACUGUUACAGAUUUAUUGGCAACGUUUAACGAAGUUUCGAAUUUAUGUUCUAUAAUGUCUCCAACCUAGAGUGAUUUAUACAAGCUCAGCUUAUUAUAUUCGACGUUUUUUUAUUUAUCAAGUUGCUUGCUAAAAUGCAAGCCUGAAAUGAAAUCUUUGAAAUUAUGCAGGUCAAGCAACCUAGAAGCUUAUCUCAAGCGAUGGGAGAAGUGAAUUUCAUGCAAGAGGAAGAUAUUCGAUUGGAGACUACGCGAGCAAGAUUUGCAAAUGUUGUCAAAAGGCAUGCCCAACUUACAGAGCGUCUCUCCAGGGAUUCUGAUAAGAUGAUAUUUGAGCGUCUACAAAAAGAGUUUGAAGCUGCAAGAGCUUCUCAAAGUCAAGAGAUUAACUUAGAUGGCGAACAGUGGAAUGAUGGGUUAUUAGCUACAAUAAGAGAGCAGGUUCAUAUGGAGGCUGACAGAAAGGCAACAUCUGGGGAUGCAAACGACAUGCUGACAUCUCAUUUCCAAGAAAAAGUUACCUACAGAGUCGGAAAUAAGGUGAUUUGUUGUUUGGAAGGGACAAGAAUUGGCAUAUUAUAUGAAACGUCCUUUGCAGGGGAACCUUGUGAGCUGUAUCAUUGUGUGCUUGAGAGCAAGUCAUUUCUUGAAAAGAUGACCGUCCUUGAACAUACAAUUCCUUUCUUUCUGCCAAUACGGGAAGUAGAAAAUGAUCUUCUUUCUUCUAAUGCCAUGAGAUUUAUAGAUCAUAUUGGAGAAUUAUUGCAGGCUUAUGUGGACAGACGGGAACAGGUUCGGCUCGUUAAGGAGUUGUAUGGAAAUCAAAUAGGAGAGCUGUAUCAUAGUCUUCCGUACCACAUGAUUGAAUUUGUACUGGAAGAUUCUGAUUGCAAGGUGACAGUAAGCCUUAGAUAUCCAGACCUUGUUUCUGUACUUCCAACACGAGUAAAAGUUCUAGCAUGGCCAAUGCAUCAAUAUAAGAAGAGCCAUACGAACUCAGCUGGAGCAAUGGGUUCCCAACCUGUUCCAGCUCGUUUGUCUUAUGCAGAGGAUGCCUUGAGAACCAUGAGCUUACCAGAAGCAUAUGCGGAGAUUGUGUUGAAUUUACAACAAGCCCUGCAGCAAAUGUUUCAGGGGGGAAGCCCUAGUUAGCACUUCACUUCAGUUCAUUUCCUUUUCAGUAUUGUGUGUACAAAAGUUGUUUGGUUUGUAUAGGAUGAUGACAUAUACUUGUGAAUCAUUGGCUACUAUUGGUUUUCCAUAAUUCAGUUAGUAGUAUUUAGGAAUAA